AUGAAGCCAAUUUACGAAUUCUUUCCGGUACCCUUUUUCGUGCUUUUGCCCAACGACUGUCUGGAACCCGUGGAACCCGAGGGUAUUGGAAUCCGACGAUCUCCCGAUCAGAAGGACUCGUCCCAGAGCGCUGAGCAGUCGCAAGUGGCUGUCGGACUCGGACAAGAACGACGAAUCCCACCGAACUACCGCGUCAUUCAGGUCGCCAAGAUCCCCACGAGGCUGACUAUUCGCAUCAAGACGGUCGGAGCCGGGACUCGAAUUUCUGCCUUAUCGGACCUUCAUUUUGAACCAAAUUCCUUUGGUCCGUGA
Protopolystoma xenopodis is the source of this 312-nucleotide messenger RNA. The record is from the annotation of a GenBank genome assembly. Lineage: Eukaryota; Metazoa; Platyhelminthes; Monogenea; Polystomatidea; Polystomatidae.